AUGUCGCGCUGGUUGCUGCUGAUCUAUUGCUGCCUCUCCAAUGUGUCUUACUCGCUGCAGGACAUUUGCACCUAUUGCAAGUGCAUACACGGUCAAUACGCCGACGAGCCGAUCUGGAUUGAUGUGGGCAAGAAGACUGAAAUAGCCGUGCUCGGACACUCGUGUGGACGACCGGUGGUGUACACGUGGAAGGCGGUUACCGGCACUGGCGCGACCUUAGUCGAUUUUGGUAAGACGAACGUGCCGCGCGUCAUUUGGAUGCCAUUUGUAGUCUCGGUGCGGCCCGAUACGAAGGGCACAAAUAAUCGUAUUAUCGUGACGAAAAGCGAUGGACGCACAACGGGGCGUUGCGAGUGCCACAUUGACUUCGUCAAUUUGGAUAUCUAUAGUCACAUCGAUGGCGCUGACCUCAUCUCAAUUGGCAGGGAGCAAGUGGUAGAGUUGGAUGGUUCGCACAGCUACGAUUUUAGCCAGCCAAAAGACAAACAACGGUAUACGUUUGAGUGGCGUUGCCAACCAAUUGAGAACGAUUUGAAUAGUCAGUAUUGCCAGAAUGACAGCAUUAUGUGCACUACGCCCAAAUGCAGCAUAGACGGCAACUAUCUUGCCGUAACGGGUCUCUAUAAGAUCACACUUCAUACAACAUCAUCAGUUACGGGUGCAAUUGCCGGUGAUCAUUUGUACAUAAGAGUCGAGUAUGGCACUAAAAUCCCAUUGCUGCUUUUGUGUGUACGCAAUUGUUGGGAUUACUUUUACAACGACGAUUCAAGCGUAUCUAUAGAUGUUGAGUGUAUCGGCUAUUGUGGCGACUCGCUCAAAUUCUACUUUGCCGUCGACGAUAAAUUCAUUACGACUAACAGUAACGGUAAGGUACGGUUCAUGCCACCGAAGGCGGCCACAUUCAAGUUCAAUGUCACGCUCAUAGCAGACGGCAUCGAUAGCGUGGCGAUAGCGACCUUCAAACGCAACGAUCCGCCGACAGGUGGCAGCUGUACAAUCACACCGUCGAAAGGCAUACCGGGUGAUACGCUCUUCAAAGCCGCCUGCAGUAGUUGGACCGAUCGAAAUGUACCCAUAUAUUAUGUGCUAAAGGCCGGUAAUCUGCUGUAUGAUCGCACAACCGAUCCGCAUUGGGAGAUUUACGUGCCGCAAGUAAAGGCGCUCAGCUUUCGUAUAUGCGAUAAGCUGGAUGCCUGUCAGAAAUACGAAGUGCCAAUAGAGCUAAUGAAGCCGGACAUACCGAAAGGGUUGCAAAAUAUACAAGCAUACAUGCAAGAGCCGGCUAACAAUGUGGAACGUUUGCUCGAAGGCGGCGAGUAUGCACGCGCUGUGGUCAAAGCAACGCUGAUGAUGGCGGAGCAGCCGCUGGAUGUAAUUAAGCACGUGCUGUCGGCUUUUAAGAACUUUAAGGCCGACUCAUUGACGGACGUGCGCCAACUGGGCACUAUGACCAGCGAGCUGGUUGAUCCGAUGGGGAACUUAACGAGCGAAAAGGUUAACGUAUUCAAUGAGCUGUUGGAUAAAAUGUGCGAGGGUUUUGACAAGAUAAUUGCAAAUGGCGACAUAAAGGAUAUGCACAAGGAAGAUGUCCGGGAUAUGACCGAAGAAUUGGUGGGCGUGGUAUCGAAGUUCUCAAAUAAAUCGGAGCAAUUUGUCGACGUGCAAUCGUUGCUGUGGGAAUUCGAGGGUGGCAUGUUACGAGUAGCAGAUGAGCGCGCGCCUUUGGAGCCGAAGCACGCACAGCUCAUCGAAUAUUACGGCGCACAUACGAAGCUCAACGACACGGUCUUAGCAGCAAUCAAUAUAUGGAUGCAUGCCAUUUGUCGUUCCUUCGAAUUAUUGCGUGACAUGGGUGUGGCAAGUAGCCACAAUGUGCAUAAGGGCGAUCACGGCCUGGUAGUUGAUAAGUUAACGGUGCAGAUGAUAGCUUUCGGCAUGGAUGAUACUGACGCUUUGACCGUGGUCUCAUUGGACUACCUAACCACAGCGGUGCUCACUAAGCCAAUGCUGCAGGAUAUGCAAGCGAAGCUGGGUGGCGCUGAAAUGACCGCACAAAUGAUCUCGUUCAAGGAGAAUCCGUUCUGGUGGUAUCCCACAGAACAUCCCAUCACUACUAACGUCUUCUACUUCAGCGCAUUCAGUGAAGCUGACCCAACGAUUUCGGGUAUUGAGCUCAAGGUGCCGUUCAAAUUUGAAAUGCUGCAACAACGCACAUCAAAAGAGCCUCCUUUAUUACGUGGCUAUGUGGAGGCUGCCGAAGAAAUGCCGAUAUAUCAAAUACGCGCGCCACAGGGCGCCGCUGUCAUUAUUGAUAUCAUAAAAGUCGAGUUGGAUAUGGAUGUGCUGGUGAAAUGCAAUAAGAUGCCAAAUCUGAAAGCAGUGCGUCAAGAGGGCAAGCAAGUGAAGUUGCAUAAGACGAGCAAUGACACCAUUCAAAAUGGCACGAAAUAUUUCGACUCAAAUUGUGCGAAUAAAGCUGAUUGGUGCUAUUUGGCGCUAAUCGCCGCGAAGGGGGUGCAAGUGCGGCGUAGAGCACACUAUGCCUUCACUGUGGAGCUAUACGAGUGCCUGUCUUGGAAUGUGAAUCUGGCGAAUCCCACAUGGCAGAGCAAGGGUUGCGUCGCGGCAAUCGAUCCGGAAGGUGGCGACAAUAUUACCUGCCUUUGCUAUCACAUGUCGACAUUCGCUGGUUCUUCCUACCACAGCACAGCCGAGGAGUUGGUACGCGAUCGCAUAUUAAAGCAACACUUGGACGUAAAUUGGUAUGUAGUGGCAUUCUACAUCUUACUGCUUUUGGUCUUCUUAUGGUUACUGCUACGCACUUGUGACGAUCUGACGAUGAAUCAUGCGAAAUUGGUCGCCGAGUUGAGUGAAAAUGACCAAAUUGUGAUGCGCAAUAUUGCCUUGCAUAUAACCACGGGCGGUCAGUGGACGGCAGCAAGUUCGGCGAAAAUACUGAUUUCAUUGCCGAGCGGUCAAACUUACACGGUCACACAAGAUCCGGAGCGUCCAUUUCUGCGGCCGCACACAACUUGCGUGCUCGAGCUGCCCAUACACGCUAGUAAACUUAACGGACUGCAGAUAAGUCAAGAUAAGAGUGGCCGCUAUCCGUCGUGGUACUGUGAGUCUAUAACCAUUGUCAAUCUAACGACUGGCCAGAAGCAACACUGCACUGUACGCAAAUGGAUUGGCAGAACGCCGGUGAGUGUGCAACCCGAUAAGUUGGCCGAAGAUGUGGCAAACAAGGAGGAAAACAACAGCGAAAAGUUGUCGGGCAAGCAGAAGUGGAAGAAAUUUAGAGCCGCCUACUAUGAUGUAUUUAUGGCAUGGUUUCUCUUUCAGCCGCUCUUCGGUAGCUGGCAUUGUGGCAUGAUCGAGACGAAUCGCUUCGUGCGCAGUUGCAUUUUGAUAUCGAAGUUUGCGGUUAUAGUUUUGUUAGUGUUCUUGUAUUUCGGCGAAACCAAUUUGGAUAAUUAUGAAGCGGAGCGUUAUAACUUUCAGGCUUUAAUACGUCUGAUCGAUGGCUGGUUUGUGCUCUACCUAUGUGGUUGCUACUUCAUAACGUUAGCGCUGGAAUUAUUGUUGCUCUUGUUUGUCUAUCCCGACUUCUGGAAGGGUUUCAAGCGCUCUGCUGAUGGCAGAGAUAGUAAUUCGCAUAUGAAAGUGAAUCCAUCGUCAAACGAGAGCUACGCAGGUAACAAGCCGAAUGAUAAAAGUUUGGAGGGACCGCGAAAUCUCAGCACGGACACAAACCUUGAAAGUGAGCGUGGUUUUAUGAUGUACUGAGUGAUUGGAAGAAGAAGAAGAGUGCUUGGA
This is a messenger RNA of Bactrocera tryoni, 3816 nucleotides long. RefSeq lists its product as uncharacterized. The coding region runs from base 1 to 3786 and encodes 1261 amino acids. The record is from RefSeq and is a predicted model, not a curated record. The transcript has 4 exons. Lineage: Eukaryota; Metazoa; Arthropoda; Insecta; Diptera; Tephritidae. Gene Ontology annotation, molecular function: protein binding.